AUUUCGUUGCAAUGGCAGUCACAAGGUUUUUGGACUAGUGCCCGCCGCAGAAAAAUGCGAGACUCAAGAGAAGCACGUGCAGAGGGUGGUCCUCGGCACACUGCUUUCACGUGGCUCUAGCGAGCGCUAGUCUGGGGCAACAACAGGAGACCACAUCAGCAUAGCUGCGAGAUGGAACCCUCUGAUGUGAUCCGCCUGAUAAUGCAGUACCUCAAGGAGAACAACCUCUACCGAACACUGACCACCUUACAGGAGGAAACCACCGUCUCACUCAACACAGUGGAAAGCAUCGACAGCUUUAUUGCAGAUAUAAAAAGCGGCCACUGGGACUCCGUCCUGCUGGCUAUCGAGUCCCUCAAGUUGCCUGACAACACACUUAUUGACCUUUAUGAGCAGGUUGUAAUGGAGCUCAUUGAGAUGAGGGAGAUUGAAGCAGCUCGCUCACUCCUCAGACAGACUGACCCAAUGAUCAUGUUGAAGCAGACGCAGCCAGAGAGGUACAUUCAUCUGGAGACCCUGCUAACAUGCUCCCACUUUGACCCUUGUGAGGCGUACCCAAAAGGUGGCAGCAAGGAGAAGCGCCGCAGGGAAAUUGCCGAGGCGCUGGUAAGAGAGGUCAGCGUGGUGCCCCCUUCUCGCCUCAUGGGGCUCCUGGGACAAGUUGGUUCUCUAAAAAUACAACAGUGUCCGGGUUAUAUGUUCUCUGACAUGGCCAUCGACACAUCUGGCAACAAGGACAGACAUGUGGAGAAGGAGAGUUUUCCAACACAGCUGUACCGCCACAUCAAGUUCGGGCGUAGGUCACAUGUGGAGUGUGCCCGUUUUUCUCCCGAUGGAAAUUACUUAAUCAGCGGAUCGGUGGACGGGUUCAUCGAGGUCUGGAACUUUAACACUGGAAAAAUAAGUAAGGAUUUAAAGUACCAGGCCCAAGAUAGCUUCAUGAUGAUGGAUGAUUCUGUGCUGUGUCUGUGCUUCAGUCAGGAUACAGAUAUACUGGCAACUGGAGCUCAGAAUGGCAAAAUUAAGGUGUGGAAGAUCGAGAGCGGUUUGUGUCUGCGCAGGUUUGAACAUGCACACAACAAAGGUGUGACCUGUCUGAACUUCUCCAAGGACAACAGCCUGAUCCUCAGUGCCUCCUUUAACCAGAACAUCAGAAUCCAUGAGCUGAGGUCAGGCACGACAUUAAAUGAGUUGAGUGGUCACUCAUCGUUUGUGACUGACGCUUCUUUCACUCAAGAUGGAUUUCACAUCAUCAGUGCCUCCUCUGAUGGCACGGUGAAGAUUUGGAAUACAGAAUCCGGAAAAUGCAUCCACACUUACAAAAAUCUGUCCCAUACAUCAGAAGUUCCCGUCAACAACGUGAUUCCUCUGCCCCAAAACCCAGAGCACUUUGUGAUUUGCAACCACUCCAGCACGGUGGUCAUCAUGAGCAUGCACGGCCAGACUAUUAAGACCUUUAGCUCAGAUAGAGAGGAAAGGACCAAGUUUGUCUGCUGCACGCUGUCCCCCCGAGGGGAGUGGAUUUACUGUGUGGGGGAGGACUUAGUGCUGUACUGCUUCAACUACACGACGGGGAAGCUGCAGAAAACUCUGACUGUUCACGAAAAACAUGUAAUUGGCAUCGCUCACCACCCACAUGAGAAUCUGAUUGCCACUUACAGUGAGGAUGGACUCCUGAGACUUUGGAAACCUUAAACUGUCUCCUGCAUCGUGAUACAGAAGAGAGCUGGACAUGUGGGUAUAAAGCAAUUUAGUAAUUUCUAUGUAAUAAAAAAAGAUGGACUUAAAAAAACAAAUUCAUCACAAGGUACAUUAAGCAGCUGGUCUUGAGCUUUAAGAUCAUAUCAAAUUGAUGUUUAUGGUGAUGUUGUCAUGGAAGUGCAGUUGCAAAACUUCCAGCACUUAUUAUUGUCAACUUUGGCACAAAAGUUGAGGUUCCAAAUUAAUCUUUGACUUCCAUGGUCUGUAUUUAAGAUUAUUCCUUAUUACAAUCCUUCAUGUGCGGAAAAGCACAUCACAACAGCUACUUAACUGACCCUGUGGUAAAGUUGUGUCCUAUAUUCCUGAAAAAUAAACGUUGAACCUCAUUUCUGAAUGAAUUGUGGUCAUUUAUCUGUUGAUAAUUUAAUAAUGUCAACAAAUUUUAGUCACAGUGAAUGCAAGUUUUGUUACUUUGGAUGGUGGGUAAGAAAGAUUUUGCUGCAUAAUGAUAAAAUGUCAAAAUAAUAAAGAUGUCAAAUGAAAAUAUUCAAACGUGCUUUGGCCAGAUAUAUAUUCUUUAUUUCCUAUUGCCAAUGAAUCCCAUGAAUAGACCAUAACCACCUAUAUUUCCCCUAUUUUCCUACCAUGUUUGAGGCACCUUAAAGUUUCUAAUAGAGAUUUGCAAAAAAGUAAAAUAUUUGUUUUUUCAACAAAUUAUUACCCAAAAUGUCAAUAAUGUAUUUGUUGGGGACUGGAUUUAGCUGCGAAUAAUACACAUUUGGUGCUCUGAGUAUAAACAGCAGAAGCAUGGUGCAUGUAGGUUGGCCUCUUAAUAAACUACAGUACCCAUGUUCAUGGUAAUAUAUGAACAUGUUCCCUACUGCAACUCUGUCGCUCACUGAUGUGGUUUUAGUUUUUGGACAAAAAUAAAAGUUAAAGGCACAGAGAAAUGCUCUGUCUUUUGAUCCACGGGUGAACGAGGGAGCAGGUUGGUUUUGGUCUUUUCAAUUUAAAACUAAAGAAUAUCACAAAGUAUUCUUUAAGCGUAGUGUUAAGCUAAUGUAUUAGCUCUGGGUUUUAAUUGAAAUAUAUUUUUACGAAAAAGAUAUUUGUCAAUUGUUUAAACAAUAUUUUUUAAAAAUGGUCUCAUAUAUGUUCAAUAAUGUGUAAGGUUUUUGCUUUAUAAGUGUUAAAUACUGGACCUUCAUACUGGACGCACACACACACACACACACACACGCACACACUUCCCUGUGAACCUAUUUCACCAGUGCAGUUUAUAUACUCACUUUCAUCUCUUCUGUCUUUAUUAGACAAACAUGUGCAUGAUGGUGAACUGUUGUGGAAAUAUAAAUAAUAAAAAAUACCUUGUUUUUGGCUUAAACAAACAAUAUCAGGUAAAUGAUUUCUCAGCUUUUGUUUAUAAUAAUACUUUUGUAACUUUGAUUCAGAAGAAAUGUGUUUGUCCUCUGUACUCCCCGCAUGCUACCUCAUGAACUGUCUAAAUGUGGCUCUACAAUAAUGUUUUUGGUGAAAAUCUGCAUGAUGACUAACGAUAAACCUCAAUGGAGCUCCAGUGACACAUUCUGUAACCUGUAUGUAAAUAAUGAAUGUAUUUAACUUGUUAAGUUUUGUCGUUCUGCUGCACUGACUCUGAAAUGUGUUGCUGUGCCUCAGUUUGCCUGUUGCCAACCGGUUUUUAUUAUUUGUACUACAGUAUUUACUCUUUUCUAUCGUCUCAUCAUCCAUAUUCUAUUGUUGCAAUAAUAAUGUUUACUCAUCACACUGUACUUACAUUUUUAUUGUUACACAUAUUACUGCCAGUUAUGUUGAUGAUGAAAAUACAUAGAAUUAAAGAUCCUUUAUAGAUGCCAUCA
This is a messenger RNA of Eleginops maclovinus (Patagonian blennie), 3578 nucleotides long. Its product is annotated as WD40 repeat-containing protein SMU1-like. The record is from RefSeq and is a predicted model, not a curated record. NCBI's taxonomy places the organism in Eukaryota, Metazoa, Chordata, Actinopteri, Perciformes, Eleginopidae. The coding region runs from base 172 to 1695 and encodes 507 amino acids. The transcript is spliced from 12 exons. Gene Ontology annotation, biological process: mRNA splicing, via spliceosome. Gene Ontology annotation, molecular function: protein binding. Gene Ontology annotation, cellular component: precatalytic spliceosome.